Messenger RNA from Chenopodium quinoa (quinoa), 2128 nucleotides. RefSeq lists its product as uncharacterized. Lineage: Eukaryota; Viridiplantae; Streptophyta; Magnoliopsida; Caryophyllales; Amaranthaceae. The transcript is spliced from 8 exons. The record is from RefSeq and is a predicted model, not a curated record. The coding region runs from base 857 to 1300 and encodes 147 amino acids.
UUGAAGUAAGAGCUCUUUGGGAGCGAAGCACGCGUCAAAGGUUGCUAAUGAAGUUGUUGUCGAGGACAUGGAUCCAAAUGCUAAUGUAGAUGAUGGCGUAGCUGUUGAUGGACUUGUGACUCGGAUGACUUACACGUUAACUGACCCGGAAGUGGAGUUCAAGGACAUGUUUCCUAGUGGUACAAAGUAUAUGUUGAGGAAAGCUGUUGGAGGCUUCCUAGUGGAUGCCAAAAAUUUCCUUAAUCCGGAUGAUUUUUGGAAAUUUGUUGCUUAUCAAAAGCAGAAUGAGGAAAAUAAUACCCCACAAGUAUCAUUUAGAGCUUUUGCAUAGUCUUUAUUGGAUGGUAAGCAUAUUAAUGUUGGGGGAAGUAGUUCGGGAACUGUGAAUGAUGUCGGGCAUGUGGAUCGUGCUCCUAGUCCCGAAUUAGAGGUUGAACAUAUUAGCUACUCAUCUGAAGAGGAGCUAGCAACCCCACACGAUGUGCUAAGUCGUACCCAAGUUCUAAUGUUGAAAAGAAAAGAGGAGAGAAGUAGGUUACGGAGGAAGGUAAUCGGUGAAGCAAACCUCCUAGAUUCAUAUGUUCGAACUUGGCGGCCAAAGGUUAUCCAGGAAGUUCCUUGAACCUCUUAUGCAGUUCAUGGUUGAUAAUGCGAAACCGACGUCGCGUGGAGGAUUGCGCCAAUUGGAUACUGAAGCAACGCAUCUUCAAUGCGAUGGAGAACUGGUGAAACUGAGUAUGUGUUCACUUAUUCCAAAGGGUAAUGAUUCUAUUUGUGUUUACAAGUAUGUCUGAGUAUACACCAAAAUAUAUGAAAAAGUGUGGGCGCACAGUUUGAGGGUCGCAGUAGGAGAUUCAUGCUUGACCCCGGCUUCGGAAUUCCACUCCUUAAUGCAAAGGAUGAUAAGGCCACUGAAAGAGUUGCAAUGUGGGGCAUGCAUCCAAGUAGAGUAUUUGUGUCAGUCGUACAAAAAGGGCAUUGGUGGUGUGCUGCUUUCUCGAGGAAUCAUGAGGAGAUACUAGUACUUGAUUCCUUGGUAACAACCAAAGCAGUGGAUUACCAUAAGUCGGAGGUUUUAAAAAUGGUUGAAGUGGUGGAUCAAGUAUUCCACACAUUGGACGAAGGAUGGCCAACUAAGACAAUUACAAAGUGGCCUAUGACAUCUCUAUCGAUGACACCACAAAGUGAUGGGAAACGGUGGAUAAUUAAGCAAAAGUUGAUGAAUCAGAUAAUACAAAGCAGAGUGUUUCUUGAGGGACUUCCUCAGUCCACACCCUUAAUUCCCCAAAAAGUCUACUAAGGCAAGCAAGGCAAUGAGCCACCUUGUUACCUUUCCUGCUAAUGUGGGAAAAUUUAAUAAACUUACAAUAUUUUGAUAAAUCCAGAAUAUCACUAACUAUAAGACGAAAAGUGCUUGCUUCCUUAGUCCCCUUAUCAAGAUACUUGAAGAGCUUCAAGUUGUCUGUCUCGAGCUCGAUCCGCAAAAGGCCAGCCUCCACAGCAAUGCUGAUUGCGUGCCUAGCUGCCAAUGCUUCAGCAACACCCACAUUGUCAUUCCCUUGCAUCAAUACACAAGUAGCAGCCAUAGGGUCUCCCACGCUAUCCCUCAUAACACCACCCAGCCCAAUGCUUCUAUCAUCAAAGACCGCAGCAUCUGAAUUCACCUUGUAAUUGCCCAAAAGAGGGGACUGCCAUGAUUGAGCAGUUGAGCACUCACAGUAGGGGGGAGAAAGAAACAACAGCUGCCUUGUUUGCUUUCUCAUACUCCCCAACCACACCAACAACCUUUCUAAUAACCUCACUAUCCUUAAGUCUCUUCUUAUCAAAAACCCAAGCAUUUCUUUUCAGCCACAAGCCCCAUAAUAAAGACCAAAACAAGCUCCACCAAAGCUUAUCAGAGUGAAUUUUCCUAAAGAAAUGCACCACUCUUUACAGGAAAACAUAUUACAAGUGCUCAUAUCAAGUCUAAGUGGGGAAACAUACCAGAGCAAUUGAGCAUUUUUGCAUUUAAAAAGUGCAUGAAGACGGGUCUCAGACUCGAUACCACACGUAGGACACAUAUUGUAACACCCUAAAAUUCGAGUCUUUUUAAAACAAUAAGAGUAACCUUUUAAACUUUCAAACCCAA